Messenger RNA from Carassius gibelio (silver crucian carp), 849 nucleotides. RefSeq names its product neudesin. Bases 330 to 806 code for a protein of 158 amino acids. Lineage: Eukaryota; Metazoa; Chordata; Actinopteri; Cypriniformes; Cyprinidae. The record is from RefSeq and is a predicted model, not a curated record. Gene Ontology annotation, cellular component: membrane; endomembrane system. The transcript is spliced from 4 exons.
AUGGAGAAACAGAAACUUGCGGCUGGAUGUUUAGAAGAAAAUUCCCGAAGCAGAAGUCUGUUUCAUAUAAAUUGCAAACCGUACAAGUCCACUAACUUAUAGCUUUGAUCCUAAAUAACGACACAUUGAUGUUAAACCAUUAUGUCCUAAAGCAGUCAUUACAGAUUCUGUACCGUGACAAAUGGAGCAUUUCCACUUCAGAUUGUGAAAGCUGAUCUCAGAUCAGCAUCUGAAAGACUGAGUGGAAACAUAAAGUCCCAUGACAACAAGGAAACUGACGCCGCAGACUAGGUUCUUACAACAUAUAAACCUCAACACGACCGUCCACGAUGUUUUAUGCACAUAUUGUUGUAUUAUACGGCUUACUAAGUAUUUGUUCCACAAAUGAGAGUAAAAUAAAAAACGCACAGAGACCGGUGCGUCUGUUCACCGAGGAGGAGUUGCAAAGAUACGAUGGCACUGAGGACGGACAACCAAUUUACAUGGCCAUUAAAGGUGUAGUGUUUGACGUCACAACUGGAAAAGAGUUUUACAGAAAGGGAGCACCCUAUAAUGCCCUUGUGGGCAAAGACUCAACCAGAGCUGUGGCCAAAAUGUCCCUUGAGCCAGCAGAUCUCACACAUGACACUACGGGCCUCACUGAGAGUCAACUACAGUCUCUUGAGGAGAUAUUCAAAGGCACAUACAAAGCAAAGUACCCCAUCAUAGGAUACACCAGCAGACAUGUUCUCAAUGAGGACGGCAGCCCCAAUAUAGACUUCAAACCUGAAGACCAACCGAAUUUCACCAUUAAGGAUGAAUUAUGAUAAUAAUUGUCUUAUAAUAAAGCUAUCCAGAAGUCCAAUCAAA